Molecule: messenger RNA, 5030 nt
Organism: Pseudopipra pipra
Lineage: Eukaryota; Metazoa; Chordata; Aves; Passeriformes; Pipridae
Product: ovostatin-like
Exons: 35
Coding region: 48-4406 (1452 amino acids)
Cellular component (GO): extracellular region
Molecular function (GO): endopeptidase inhibitor activity
Source: RefSeq, a predicted model, not a curated record
AAGCUGUCAACUUGAGAUCAGUCUCUCUCCUUUCUUCACAGGUAGAGAUGUGGUCAAGGAUUCUUCUGAGUGUUCUGUCUUUGAACUGUUUUGCCAUAGUGUCUUCUGAAACACAGUAUGUGCUGCUGGUCCCAUCAGUUGUGCGGAGCGACUCUCCACAGGCUGCUUGUGUGCAGUUCCACAACCUCACUGAGCCUCUCUCCAUGAACAUUGUCCUGGAAUAUGGCAGUAUCCGAAAGACUCUCUUUGAGGAAUCUGUGAUAAAGAACGAUUUCUUCAAGUGUGGUGAAUUCAAGGUCCCACCAGCUACUUCUGAUCCUGUGGCAUUCAUUUCCUUCUCUGCCAAAGGCACCACAGUUGACUUAGCUGAGAGAAGAUCAGUGGCGAUUCAGAAUGUGGAUAAUGCUGUCUUCAUCCAGACGGACAAACCCAUUUACAAACCAGGGCAAACAGUGUUGUUCCGUGUAGUCGCUUUGGACACCCAGUUAAGACCUGUUCAGGAGACAUAUCCAAGAAUCAUCAUUGAGGAUCCAGAGCAAAACAAGAUCUUCCAGUGGUUGGAGGUAGCAUCUAAGCAUGGAAUUGUCCAGCUCUCCUUUCCACUAAUCCCAGAGCCUAUUCUGGGGUCUUACGACAUCAUUGUGGAGACAAAGUCAGGUGAAAAAGAGUAUCACUCCUUCAGAGUGGAGGAAUAUGUGCUCCCAAAAUUUAAAGUGACAACGGCUGGGCCAAAGAGGAUUUCUUUCUUUGAUGAAGACAUCAGUGUGAACGUUUGUGCUUCGUACACUUAUGGCCAACCAGUACAAGGGAAAGCCCAAAUCAAUGUGUGUCAGCAACGUUUUUAUGGUCCACAGUGUGAACAAAACCAGAAGAAAACCUGUGAAGCUGUCACUGGACUGCUGGGGAAGGAUGGCUGCCUCAACACUGUCAUCUCCAUCAAAAAAUUUCAGCUUUACCGCAGCUAUGCCAGGAUGUAUGCCAGCCUCAACAUAGAAAGCAUCGUCACUGAAAAUGGGACAGGUAUCCAGAUGAAGGACCAUGACUAUGUUGCAGUCAACAGUGAAAAUGACGAAGUGCUGUUCAAGAAUAUGGAUUCCUAUUACAAGAGGGGAAUUCCUUACUAUGGUGAAAUCACUGUGACAAAUGUGAAUGGUGAGCCUGCUGCCAACAAGACUGUCCUGCUGGAGCUCAAUGAAGAAUAUCUGGCCAACUAUACCACUAACAAAAAUGGCACUGCUGCUUUUUCUAUUGACACGUCCAACCUCUUUGAUCCCAGUUUUAGGCUGACAGUCAGACAGGCACCAGAUGACUGUGCAGACUUUAUCUGGGGGAGUCAUAAUGAGCCCCAAGCCUCAUUCUUUGUCCGGCGUUUCUACUCACGGACCAACAGCUUUUUGAAAAUUGAGCCAGUGCCAGAGAAGCUCAGCUGUGGCCAGCAGCGAACAAUCAACGUUCACUACGUCCUGAACAGAGAGGGCUACAGCAAUACCACGCACACAAACUUCUACUAUGUAGUGAUGACAAAAGGAAAAAUUACUCUCAGUGGCCAGAAGCAAGUCAGCAUUUCUGGUGCUUCCAGAGGUGUAUUCUCCAUCACACUGACUGUCACUGAGAAGCUUGCCCCCAGCGCCAGACUGCUGCUCUAUACAGUGCAUCCCCAUGGAGAGAUAGUGGCUGACAGCUCUUGGAUACACACUGAUGUAUGCUUCAAAAACAAGGUCCAGCUCAAGUUCUCUGAGAAGAAGAGUCUUCCAGGCUCUAAAGUUGGACUCCACCUUGAAGCUGCUGCCAACUCCUACUGUGCCCUGCGAGCAAUUCAGAGUGUCCUUCAUCAGUCUAGGCAAGAGUUUUCUGCUGAGAGUGUGUACUACCAACUUCGUGUGAGGGAUUUAUAUGGCUAUUACUACAAUGGGCUCAACCUUGAAGAUGUCAAGCCAGAGGGGUGUACCCCAACCAAAACCAUCUUUUUUGAUGGCUUGUACUUUGAACCUGUGAAUGUCAGUCGUGAUGGCGAUGUCUACAGCAUUUUCAAGAGUAUGGGUCUGAAAGUCUUCACCAACUCUGCGCUACGGAAGCCAGUUCUGUGCAAUGAAGAAAAAUUAGAUGUGGAAGAUUACCCUCACCUUUAUGGUGCCCACGCCAAUGCCAAGGUCUCAGACCAACUUCUAGAUGAGUCAAGGAUUGUUGGGGGUGGUGUUAGCAUUGUUCGGAAAUUCUUCCCUGAGACCUGGAUUUGGGAUCUGGUUCACACUGAUUCUAGAGGAGAGGUCAAUGCCAUUUACACCGUUCCUGACACCAUCACAGAAUGGAAAGCCAGUGCUUUCUGUGUGCAGGAUGAUGCUGGAUUCGGCAUCACCUCUCCUAUUUCACUGACAGCAUUCCAACCAUUCUUUGUGGAUCUCACCUUGCCAUACUCUGUCAUUCGAGGGGAAAAAUUUAAUUUAAUAGCCAACGUCUUCAACUACCUCAACAAGUGUGUCCAGAUCAGUGCCAUACUAGCAAAGUCAAGUGACUACAAGGCAAAAAUCCUUUCACCAGAGGGUAACACAGCAAGGGUGUGUGCCAAUGAAAGAAAAACCUAUAUUUGGGCUAUUAGCCCCCACAAACUCGGUGAUGUGAAAUUCGUGAUUACGGCUGAGGCCAAACUGAAUACCAGAGGUACUGAAAACAGCACAUCUUCAGAAGAGGAAACAAUUUACAGGGACACCUUGAUUCAAACCCUACUUGUUGAGCCUGAAGGUGUUAAAAAGGAGUUGACUCAGAGCUCCCUCGUCUGUGCAAAAGGCGUAAAGAUUUCUGAACCAGUGCCUCUCAGCUUGCCAAGAAACCUAGUGCAGGGAUCAGCCAGAGCUUAUUUUUCCGUCGUUGGAGACAUUUUGGGUACAGCCUUGAGGAACUUAGAUAACCUUCUCCAUAUGCCUUAUGGCUGUGGAGAACAGAACAUGGCCUUGUUCACACCCAACAUCUAUGCCCUGGAUUAUCUGAAUAAGACUGAGCAGCUGACUGAAGAGAUUAGAGUCAGGGGUACUGGAUAUUUAUCCACAGGUUAUCAAAAACAGCUGUCAUACAAACACCGGGAUGGAUCCUACAGCUCCUUUGGGAGACGAGAUAAGGAAGGGAGUGUAUGGCUCACUGCCUUUGUGUAUAAGUCAUUUGCACAAGCCAAACGCUACAUCUACAUUGAUGACAAUGUCCAGUCUCAAACUUUGAUCUGGCUGGCAAGCAAGCAGAAGUCGGAUGGCUGCUUUGAAAAUGCUGGGUCGCAUUUCAACAAUGCUUUGAAGGGUGGAGAAGAGGCUGAAUAUUCACUCACAGCCUACGUGGUGGCAGCAUUGCUGGAGGCUGGACACUCUGCUGCACAUCCUGUCAUUCAGAGCGGCAUGAACUGUUUGGAGACUGCAUUUGCCAAUGGGGUCCACAACCUGUAUAACCACGCCCUCUUUGCCUAUGCUUAUGGCUUAGCUGGCAAAGAGAAAAGACACCAGUUCUUCCUGGAGAAGCUGGACAAGACAGCUGUCAGAGAUGGUGGUUCAGUUCAUUGGCAGAGAGAAAAUAAGCCACCAGCAGAACACUUCCCUGACUUCUAUUCCCGUGCCCCUUCUGCUGAGAUUGAAAUUACCAGCUAUGUGCUCCUGGCUUUGCUCAACAGAAAAAAAUUUUCUCCAGAUGACUUGUCCCAUAUUUCCCGCAUUGUGUUUUGGCUUGUCAAACAACAGAACCCAUAUGGUGGUUUUUCCUCCAGCCAGGACACUGUUGUUGCUCUCCAAGCUUUAGCCCAGUACGGAUACCUCACUUUCUCAAAAACAAAUCUUAACACGGUCAAAGUCCACUCUAUGGAGUCCCCCAGUAGGAUUUUCCAGGUGAAUGACAAGAACCGCUUCUUACUGCAGCAGGCUUCCUUGCCUACUAUUCCGGGGAAUUACAGUGUGGAAGUGAAUGGCACUGGCUGUGUUUAUCUGCAGACCACUCUGAGAUACAACAUCCAUUUGCCAAAAAAAGUUGCAGGAUUUUCUCUCUCCAUAAGGACAGCAAAUGUAUCUUGCACAAGCAACUAUCCACCAAAGUUUGACCUUGUCCUCUUCGCCAGUUACACAGGAAAGCGUAAAGUCUCCAAUAUGGCUAUUGUUGAUGUGAAGAUGCUCUCAGGUUUUGUUCCUGUAGAAUCAUCCCUGAAAAAGCUUCAGGAUGAGAAUUCUGUUGUGGAUCGUGUAGACAUCAAGAACAACCACAUAUUCUUCUAUCUUCAGAAGGUUUCCCAGAAAGAAAUCAGCUUCUCCUUCAGUGUGGAGCAAAGCCUGCCUGUAUCAGAUAUCAAACCAGUGCCUGUACAUAUGUAUGAUUACUACGAAACAGAUGAAUAUGCCCUUUCAGAAUACAACACACCGUGCUCCCUGCCUUCCAACUGAAAUCAGAUAUGUGCCAGAAGACGUAACAAUUCAAAAAGUAUCAGGCAAGCAUUUAUAGAGGAAGAAGUGGAUAAGAGAUUUCGUUGUUUCUGGGAGUGCAAUGAAAAGCAGUAGAAUAAUAAGGAAUAAACAAAUCCCAUAUUGCAGUAGAUCAGAAUGGCCCAUUCUGGCCCACACUUCAAAAAGAACUUGGGGUCAGUGUGGAUUAAAAACUGCAGAUAAAGUGUUCUUCCUAACAAGGGAGAUACUGUGCAGUUGUUAACCCUGACCAUCCAUCUUCUUUGUAACUCAUGAUAUAUUCCAGUGGGAGCUUUAUGUAAAGGUAAACACCUGAAAUGUGUGUUCUUAGCCAUAGAAUCCUCUUAAGAAAUCCCAAUCUCAGAGAAUAAUCAGCUGUUGCUGCUUCUGUAGAUUUUGUUUUGGUCUUUACAUUAUCCAGAAGGAAAAUCCUGAAGAAAUUACUUUGAUCUUCACCUUUUUCAGCAACUGAACUGAAAAAUUUACAGAUGUCAGAAUUCUAGUCAAAGGACAACUUUUAUGUAGUUUUUGUCUCUAUUUAGAAAGAAAUGUUUUCUUUAGAUUCCCAUCUCAUAUUUUACUGCGCUUUGUAAUAAAAUAUUCUAA